Molecule: messenger RNA, 2463 nt
Organism: Fukomys damarensis (Damara mole-rat)
Lineage: Eukaryota; Metazoa; Chordata; Mammalia; Rodentia; Bathyergidae
Gene: Lin9
Product: lin-9 DREAM MuvB core complex component
Exons: 14
Coding region: 122-1594 (490 amino acids)
Biological process (GO): regulation of transcription by RNA polymerase II; DNA-templated transcription; regulation of cell cycle
Cellular component (GO): transcription repressor complex; nucleoplasm
Molecular function (GO): DNA binding
Source: RefSeq, a predicted model, not a curated record
UUCAGCAAAAGCGCUCGUCAGUUUAAAAGAGGGAAGCUUAUCUAACACAUGGAAUGAAAAGUACAGUUCUUUACAGAAAACCCCUGUUUGGAAAGGCAGGAAUACAAGCCCUGCUGUUGAAAUGCCUUUCAGAAAUUCAAAACGAAGUCGACUCUUUUCUGAUGAAGAUGAUAGACAAAUAAAUACAAAAUCACCUAAAAGAAACCAGAGAGUUGCAAUGGUUCCACAGAAAUUUACAGCAACAAUGUCUACACCAGAUAAGAAAGCUUCACAGAAGAUUGGUUUUCGAUUACGGAACCUACUCAAGCUUCCAAAAGCACAUAAAUGGUGCAUAUAUGAGUGGUUCUAUUCAAAUAUAGAUAAACCACUUUUUGAGGGUGAUAAUGAUUUCUGUGUAUGUCUAAAGGAAUCUUUUCCUAAUUUGAAAACAAGAAAGUUAACAAGAGUAGAAUGGGGAAAAAUCAGACGGCUUAUGGGAAAACCACGGAGAUGUUCUUCUGCAUUUUUUGAGGAAGAGAGAUCAGCAUUAAAACAGAAACGGCAGAAAAUAAGGCUCUUACAACAAAGGAAAGUUGCAGAUGUUUCACAAUUCAAAGAUCUCCCAGACGAAAUUCCUUUGCCCUUGGUUAUUGGAACUAAAGUUACAGCACGUCUGCGUGGUGUUCAUGAUGGUCUGUUCACAGGACAAAUAGAUGCCGUGGAUACUCUUAAUGCUACUUACAGAGUGACUUUUGAUAGGACAGGGCUUGGGACUCAUACCAUCCCUGACUAUGAAGUUCUUAGUAAUGAGCCUCAUGAAACCAUGCCAAUUGCUGCCUUUGGACAGAAACAGCGGCCAUCCCGAUUUUUCGUGACCCCACCACGGUUACAUUAUACUCCUCCUCUCCAGUCACCAAUUGCAGACAGUGAUCCUUUAUUAGGACAGUCACCUUGGAGAAGUAAAAUUUCUGGCUCUGACACUGAAACAUUGGGUGGUUUUCCAGUAGAAUUCCUUAUUCAAGUGACUAAAUUAUCAAAAAUUCUCAUGAUUAAAAAGGAACAUAUCAAGAAAUUAAGGGAAAUGAACACAGAAGCAGAAAAACUGAAAUCAUAUUCCAUGCCCAUUGGCAUUGAAUUUCAGCGGAGAUAUGCAACAAUUGUUCUAGAGCUUGAACAACUGAAUAAGGACCUAAACAAAGUUUUGCAUAAAGUUCAACAGUACUGUUACGAGCUUGCUCCAGAUCAAGGGCUGCAGCCCGCAGAUCAGCCCACAGACCUGCGCCGGCGCUGUGAGGAGGAGGCACAGGAGAUCGUCCGGCUCGCCAACUCCUCAGCCGGACAGCCCUGUGUCGAAAACGAAAACCUCACAGACUUAAUCUCCAGGCUUACAGCUAUCUUACUACAAAUUAAGUGUCUUGCAGAGGGAGGAGACCUGAAUUCCUUUGAGUUCAAAUCACUUACAGACUCAUUAAAUGAUAUCAAGAGUACAAUAGAUGCUUCUAAUAUCAGUUGCUUUCAGAAUAAUGUAGAAAUCCAUGUUGCACACAUUCAGAGUGGCUUGAGCCAGAUGGGAAAUUUACAUGCCUUCGCAGCGAAUAACACCAACAGAGACUGAGCACAGACUGAACUAUACCAACUGCAUGGAACACUGGUUUGGAGAAGUUCUUUUCCUUUGUAUAGGCUCCCAACACCAAAUAACCUAACUGAUGAAAAAUAAGGAAAAUUUAAAUCUCUAAGGCAUAUUAAUAUACUGUACUGCUUCUUAAACCAGCAUUGCUGACCAGCGUAUAUUUAUUUUUCUUCUGUUACACAUAUGCAGUAGGAUUGCUUAUCUUCAUAUGUUUAUGAGCAAGUAUUUUUAAACUGAAAUUGUCUAUAAUAUAAUUACACGAAGAUUUUUUUUUUUUUUUAAUGUGCAUGAAUUCAACCCAAUACAUGGAGAGAACUGCUGCAGCAGAACAUGAAGAAACAUGGCCUCUUACGCAUAGUGGUGAAUGUGGAAAUUCCUCCUGGAGAAGGACCACUCUGGUGGAUUAGCUAAUCACCACCUCAGUCUUUGGGAGAUAAAGUCAGGUGGCGCGGGAGCUCUAGUCUAAGGAAGCCACUGGAAUGUGAGUGGAAAUAUGGACUUUAGAAGUACAUGUGGUGUAUACUUACAACAGGACAUGGUUCUGUAGAUCUUUUUAUAAUAAUAAAUAUUUUAAUUUAUCAUAAUUUAUAAGAGAAUCAAUUGUUUGUCUGUUGAACGAAAAUGAAGGAGGAGGAAAAACCAUUACUACAUAGUGCUGAGCUCCUGCGGGUGGACUUGGCAUGUCUCUCCCAUCAGUUCAGGGCAAAAAGUGCUGUUGUUAUGAGAUUUAUUUUAAAAAAGACUGAUAACACACUAUUUUCAUAUUUUUUAUUUGCACAAGUUAAACCAGAGCACUGGUUAAAAUCCAACAAUACACAAUUUAUAAAAUAAAAAACUUUUAUAAGAAAAACAAA